Chionomys nivalis (European snow vole) is the source of this 1183-nucleotide messenger RNA. RefSeq names its product ATP synthase peripheral stalk-membrane subunit b (gene Atp5pb). The record is from RefSeq and is a predicted model, not a curated record. Gene Ontology annotation, molecular function: proton transmembrane transporter activity. The transcript is spliced from 7 exons. Lineage: Eukaryota; Metazoa; Chordata; Mammalia; Rodentia; Cricetidae. The coding region runs from base 101 to 871 and encodes 256 amino acids. Gene Ontology annotation, biological process: proton motive force-driven ATP synthesis.
UUCUCGCGAGAUUUGUGAGCGGCCAUCUUGCUCCUGCCCCUGACAGUCUCCGGUCGGGGUCACAGGGACGUGAAGUCCGCUGCCUGGACCUUUGCAGACCAUGCUGUCCCGGGUGGUACUUUCUGCCGCCGCCGCAGCGGCCCCGUGCCUGAAGAACGCGGCUGUCCUGGGACCAGGGGUAGUACAGGCGACAAGGGUCUUUCACACAGGACAGCCACGUCUCGCCCCUGUACCACCUCUUCCUGAAUAUGGAGGAAAAGUACGUCUUGGGCUGAUUCCUGAAGAAUUUUUCCAGUUCCUUUACCCUAAAACUGGCGUAACAGGACCCUACGUGCUUGGAACUGGGCUUAGCUUGUAUUUUCUGUCCAAAGAAAUAUAUGUGAUUACCCCAGAGACCUUCUCUACCAUAACAGUAGUAGGGUUGAUUGUCUAUGUGAUUAAGAAAUAUGGUGCUUCUAUUGGAGAAUUUCUUGAUAAACUUAAUGAGGAAAAAAUUGCUCAACUAGAAGAAGUAAAGCAAGCAACUAUCAAACAAAUCCAGGAUGCAAUUGACAUGGAGAAGGCACAGCAGGCACUGGUUCAGAAGCGCCACUACCUCUUCGAUGUUCAGAGGAAUAAUAUUGCCUUGGCCUUGGAAGUCACCUACCGGGAACGGCUCCAUAGAGCAUAUAAGGAGGUAAAGAAUCGCCUGGACUACCACAUUUCUGUACAGAACAUGAUGCGUCGCAAGGAGCAAGAGCACAUGAUAGACUGGGUGGAAAAGCAUGUGGUGCAGAGCAUUUCUGCACAGCAGGAAAAGGAGACCAUUGCCAAGUGCAUUUCAGAUCUAAAGCUGCUUGCUAAGAAGGCUCAAGCUCAGCCAGUUAUGUGAAUGUAGCUAUCUCAGUUGAGAUGGCCAGAGAGAAAUGGGAAGUAGUCUGUGUGAAGAACUCUUCCUGUAUUGCUGUCUGUUGAAAUCACAGUGUACCUUUCCUGAGAAAUGAUCGAGAUUCAUUUAUUUAGUGACUUAACCCUAUUGUCCAGUCAGGUAUUUCUGAUCCUUGUUGUGUAUCUGGAGUUGACUGAAGAUCACUUUUGAAUAAGUAACUUGCAGUAACUUGCUGCCCGACUAAAAUUACCAAGUUAUAGUUUAAACUUGUAAUUAGUUAUACCAUCUUGCAAUAAAAUGACAUUUGAAACAGAA